GCUGUCAAUAGUCGAGUGUUUCGUGGUAGUCUAGUUGGGGGCUGUGAGCGGACCAGAGUGGGAGCAACACUCCCCCCGCCCUCCCCACAGCUUUCUUCUCCCGCAGGUCGUGAAGGAGCGAAGUCAUGGACGCUCACCGCUGGCUGCCGCUGGAGGCGAACCCUGAUGUCACAAACCAGUUUCUCAGACAGCUAGGGAUAAAUCCCAGCUGGCAAUUCGUAGAUGUGUAUGGUAUGGAUCCAGAACUACUUAGCAUGGUGCCAAGACCUGUUUGUGCUAUUCUUCUUCUCUUUCCAGUAACAGAAAAGUAUGAAAUAUUCCGAACAGAAGAGGAAGAGAAAAUAAAAGCGCAGGGGCAAGAAGUCAAACCAUCAGUAUAUUUCAUGAAGCAAACUAUUAGCAACGCCUGUGGGACUAUUGGGCUUAUUCAUGCUAUUGCAAACAACAGAGAUAAAAUUAACUUUGAAGCCGACUCUUCACUGAAGAAAUUCCUAGAUGAUUCAGUGCCCAUGAGUCCUGAAGAGAGGGCCAAAUAUCUAGAAACUUAUGAAGCUAUCCGUGUUACUCAUGAAUCCAGCGCCCAUGAAGGUCAGACUGAGGCACCAAGUAUAGAUGACAAAGUAGAUCUUCAUUUCAUCGCAUUAGUAAAUGUUGGUGGCAAUCUCUACGAAUUGGACGGACGGAAGCCUUUCCCAAUAAACCAUGGCCAAUCAAGCGAUGACACAUUUUUAGAGGAUGCAGUAGAAGUAUGCAAGAAAUUCAUGGAACGUGAUCCAAACGAAUUAAGAUUCAAUGCAAUUGCUCUUGUAGCAGCUUAGAUUAUUCUUAAUAAUAAUAAUAAAGGCAAAAAUUGUGUUUAAUGUAUUGUAACAAAAUAAUGCUUUUGCCGUAAAUCAAUGAUGAUCAAAUUUUGAUACCUCCCAAGUAACAGAUUAAACUUCAGAUUCUCCUCUA
This is a messenger RNA of Elgaria multicarinata webbii, 954 nucleotides long. It is a transcript of the gene UCHL3, whose product is annotated as ubiquitin C-terminal hydrolase L3. Lineage: Eukaryota; Metazoa; Chordata; Lepidosauria; Squamata; Anguidae. Gene Ontology annotation, biological process: ubiquitin-dependent protein catabolic process; protein deubiquitination. The record is from RefSeq and is a predicted model, not a curated record. Gene Ontology annotation, cellular component: cytoplasm. Gene Ontology annotation, molecular function: cysteine-type deubiquitinase activity. Bases 126 to 818 code for a protein of 230 amino acids. The transcript is spliced from 9 exons.